Penicillium nucicola is the source of this 1476-nucleotide messenger RNA. RefSeq names its product putative F-box and JmjC domain protein. Lineage: Eukaryota; Fungi; Ascomycota; Eurotiomycetes; Eurotiales; Aspergillaceae. The transcript is spliced from 2 exons. Bases 1 to 1476 code for a protein of 491 amino acids. Gene Ontology annotation, molecular function: protein binding; cis-regulatory region sequence-specific DNA binding. Gene Ontology annotation, cellular component: nucleus. The record is from RefSeq and is a predicted model, not a curated record.
AUGCCUGACAUCACAUCUUUGCCGAGCCAUCCACCGCAGGAUGCAGAGGCUAUACGUGAGGCCAUUCCCUCCCAUCCAUUAGGAGUGAAGCCCAGUGGAAAUGCCCUGCUGGCUACAUGGAGCCUACGGGAUGCCAUUGGCACAUUUCAACUUCUGCCGGACGAACUAAUCUUGUCUCUGUUGGAGACACUCGACGGAGCAAGUCUGUUGAGUAUCGGACGGACUUGCAAGGCUUUGUAUGCGUUUACCCGGGCAGAGGAACUGUGGAAGGCGUUGUUUGUUCGGGACCCCAAGGAUAAUUUCAUUUGGCGAGGAACAUGGCGGUCAACAUACUUGAACCUGCCACCCACGAAAGUGCCAAUGAUCGACUGCUCGCAGUUAUUCUCUGAUGCCCUUUACCGGCCCUUCAACUGUGCACACAUUUCAUUAGACCCGUAUGUGGCUAGGAUUCCAGCGCGCAACCAGAUUGCCCGCAUGGCAGAUCUGUCGCCAGAGGAGUUCCAUGCAAAAUGGACAGACCGACCCUUCAUCCUCACCGAGCCUGUCAAAGCUUGGCCAGCCUACAAGAACUGGACAGUAGGGUCUCUUCUCUCCCAACAUGGCCAGAAAAAGUUCCGCGCCGAAGCCGUGGACUGGGCUAUGCGUACCUACGGCGACUAUAUGGCAGAUAACGCUGAUGAGAGCCCGCUAUACCUUUUCGAUCGAUCAUUUGUUUCCAAGAUGGACCUUUCGGUUGGACAGCCAGAAACAACACCUGACGCAGCAUACUGGCCGCCAUCUUGUUUCGUUGAAGAUUUGUUCUGCGUGCUCGGUGAUGACCGUCCAGAUCACCAAUGGUUGAUUAUUGGACCCGAACGUUCCGGUAGCAAGUUCCACAAAGACCCAAAUGCCACGAGUGCUUGGAAUGCCGUACUACGUGGUCCCAAGUACUGGAUCAUGUUCCCCUCUGGUACAAAGGCCGCCCCACCCCCAGGUGUGUUUGUGUCGGAUGACCAGAGCGAGGUCACUUCUCCGUUGAGCAUUGCCGAGUGGCUGUUGGGUUUCCACGCCGAGGCACGCCGGACACCGGGGUGUGUAGAAGGCAUUUGUGGCGAAGGUGAGAUCUUGCACGUUCCAUCUGGGUGGUGGCAUCUAGUGGUGAACCUGGAGCCAUCAAUCGCUAUUACACAGAACUUUAUUCCUCGUGGUCAUCUCGAUGCUGCGUUGGAUUUCUUGUCGAACAAGCCUGAUCAGAUUUCUGGUUUCCGGAAGAAUGUGGCUAACCCGUACGAACGGUUUGUCGCUGGCAUGCGCGAGUCGUAUCCUGACUUACUGGAGCAGUCUUUGGAGGAGCUGCAGAAGAAGGCUGAUGGAAAGAAGCGUAAGUGGGAGGAUAUCGUUCAUGGAAAGACAGAGGAUACACCCAAUGGAGAUGACAGUGGGGGAGGCUUCAGCUUUGGGUUUGGAGAUGAUGGGAGUGAUGUCGAAGUGCCAUGA